Xyrichtys novacula (pearly razorfish) is the source of this 4797-nucleotide messenger RNA. The record is from the annotation of a GenBank genome assembly. NCBI's taxonomy places the organism in Eukaryota, Metazoa, Chordata, Actinopteri, Labriformes, Labridae.
AGCACGUACAGCGUCAGUGACGUAGUGAGCACAGGGCGCUCUGCUGCUGGCGCUGAGUUUAAAGAGUCCCGGGUAGAUGUUCAGUGUGAAAACAGCGACUUUUUCUACUAUUCUGUGAAAAAUCACCACCAAACCUGAGUCGAAGAUGUCCGGAGGAAGGUAUUUAAAUAUUUCGAUUCGUCUUGUAUUGAUUUUAAGCGAUGUUGGUGAAAAAGGUAGCCAUCACGAAGCCACCUGUAUGGUUAUCCUUGUUGUGUAAUAACUAAAGAAAUGCAGAUUUAAUAUAUUCCGAGUUAGGUUUUGUGUGAUCUUAAAUUAUAAAGUUAUUCCUGCAAAACUUUGUUCGGCGCCAGUUUUGAUUGAUUUAGUCAACAAUGGCUAAAGAUCGAUACCGCGCUUUCCUCUCAGCCAGGCCUCCUCUCUCAUCUGACUUCACUUCACCAUGCUAUAUCAGCUUCAUUUAAUUUAUUUAAACAAUAUCUUUAAGCUUUACUUCUCAUGCAUUUAUAGAGAUAAAAAAUGAGUAAUGUCGUGUUUGCAGUCGUGUUUGUCUGUGCGGUUUUGCGCGGUCACGUUGCUGUAGAAAUAUGGCGGGCAGAGACAGUUUCGUCUCUGUCGGACUCCUUCCCUCGCUCUCUUUCUCUUAGUCUGAUGUUUCUUCAGGGCUUUGGUCAUAAUUAUAAGAACAACCUUCUUGAUGGGUAAAAAGUCUGAUUACUCUCCCCUCCCUACAGCUUACCUCUGCAGGAUCUCCCCUGCCUGAGCCUACAGAACUCCUCCAUGUUGUCUCAGUCCAGAAGGACCAACAAGAGAAAGUCCAGGGGCUUCCUUACUGAGAGUCUGGACACUGAAUGCACCCCCACAGACCUCAUUCAGCAGUGGUCCCCGAGCCUCCAGCACCAGAGGCUCAUCAGCAAGGGGAAGGAGAACAACGAGAACCACUUUGUGCUCGCCAGGAGGUCAAGAAGGAAAACUGACCACACAUCAAGUAAGACGAGGCCGAGUCCCUAUCAUCACCCCGGAGCCUGAACCCUCACAGACUUAGAUUCGACGUAUAGAUUAAAUCUGUUAUUUAAAAUGCUGAAAUGUUGCUGUGCCAGUCAAAAGUUGGAUAUGUGAAUAAAGAGAAUUAAAAGCUUAACAGGUUUUUCUCUUCAUCAUCAGGUGUCUCAUGGGAUCAUCUUCCUGAGGAGCUGCUUCUCAGGAUCCUCCUCUACCUCCCACUGCAAGAUCUCCUGAGGAUGUCUACAGUCUGCAGGCGCUGGCGCCGCUUAGCGUGAGUUACAUGAUGCUGACCCAGGGUUCAUUUUUUGUGACAUUUACACCCAAAGCUUUGAUAGUGUAUCUCUUUGCACAUUUAUACUUUGCAUGAUAUUGUAGCAUAAGAAAGUCAGAGACUCACAUAAUGAGACAGCAUCUCUCUUUGUUCCAGAUUUGAUGAGUCUCUUUGGCAGAGUGUGGACCUGGAGGGUCUGACUCAUAUGGAUUCAGCUCUGCAGCAGGUGCUGAUGACUGGAGUCCGUAGGCUGCGCUGUCCUCGCUCCUUUGUGGAGAAGACACACUUUACAGACUCUGGGUGAGUCCAGCAGCUUCGUCUUUCACCCACCAAGCUCGGAUUCAAUGUUUAAUGUCAUAGCAAAUCCAGAGGGCUUCUUUAUUUCUUAGUUUCUCUACUUUUCAAAAACUUCUGAGAGGCAAAUGAAGAAGUGACACGAAAGACAGAAACCAAACCUGACCGUGCUGUCCUCUCUGUCCUCCAGUCCUCUGCAGAUAGUCGAGCUGGAUCUGUCGAGCUCCAUCAUCCCCACCACGGCUCUGGAGAGCAUCAUCUGUCGCUGCUCACUGCUGGAGUAUCUGAGCCUGGAGGGUCUGCAGCUUUCUGACACCAUCAUCACGUAAGAUUAAGUGUCUCACCCCCCACCGCCAUGACUGAACAUGCCCACAAUUUCUGCUUAAUUAAUGACGAGAAGGCAAGUCCUGUAUUUUUACAUCUGGGCCUCUAAUUAUUAUUUUAAGUGUCUGCUAACAUUACAGAGAAAAGGUUUUAACGUAGGUGUAUGAAGCAUAAAGACCAGCAGGAAAAUAGACUUCACGUUCAACAAUUUAUAAAGGAGGAUUGUUAUUUGUAAAACACACCACAUUUACAUGAUGAUAUGUGCUGUCCUUUUGUCAUAUCUCCAGUAUCCAGUAUCAUUCUGCCUGAGCUUGAACUAAAAGAUUAUAAACAGAGGGAGACAGAUAAAGAGGCUCCCACCUCUUGGAGCCGAUGUCCAGUUUGUGUAUUAUUUAUCUGUGCAUCAGUAUCUUAAUAUGCUGGGGGAUACUUCCUGUUGUUUUUGUGUGUGUAUAAUAAUACUUGAUGUUUUCUGUCUCCGUCAGCUCUCUGUCUAAAAACACAAACCUGCUGCAGCUGAACCUGAGCGGCUGCUCCGGCUUCUCCGCUCCUCCUCUGGCCGACAUGUUCAAAUCAUGUAACAGGUUAGAAAUCUGUUCUUAUGUCAAGAAAACAGCAGAUUUUAUUCAGUCUCACUGCACCUCUCUGAGUCAUUAAUACUCUAUGUGUUUGUGUUUGUUUCCUACAGAAUAGAGCAGCUGAACAUCUCAUGGUGCGACUUCAACAAUAAUCAUGUGAAGAGCGUCGUGGAGAAUCUGAGCUCGGCUGUGACGAAGCUAAACCUCAGCGGCUACAGAGAGACCCUCACACUGGACGGUGAGUGACAGAGUGUUGGGGCCAUUUUUAUGUGAAUGAUUUUAGAAAGUCACUGCCAUUUACUGGAAACUUUCACUUAGGAGAGCAUUUGUAGAGUCAAUCCAUAGAAAGAAAAAAACACUGAAAAAAGCAAACCUGGUGUGUUUACAAAACAAUGCUUUUGUUUGAACCCUUUCUGUGGAGUAUAAAUAACAUUUAACUUAAACAAAAACUUUGAAAGUGAACACCAUGACACAAAACAACAAAAAAAACCUACACUGACAGUAGUAUGACACAUUUCUUUCUUUCGCUCAGACUCGGACAGGGGAACUGAGACGCUCGGUUUACCAUCAUGAACCACAAGAAAGCUAAUCUUUGACACACUGUUCCACACUUCUGUGUAAAACUGAACGUCUCAGUGGCUUGGGAUGUAACUGUGGGUGAUCGAAUGUAGCAGAUGCAGACAGAAAUGACAGUCUGGUGUUGUGCAUGUGUGUUUCUCUCACAGAUGUGAAGGUGCUGGUGAUGAGAUGCCCCCAGAUUCAGACUCUGGACUUGAGGUAAUAUAUUCACUUAACGGCAGUUUUGGGAUUUUUUUUAUUUUUAUUUAGAAAAUUUGAGAUUGAGACCAUAAACUCCUCAGGAAAAUGUCAGAAAAUGAAUCCAAUAGGAGCGGAUUCAGCUGCAUGUUGAAUGUUGUUAAAUAAUCAAUGCUGCCCCCUAGUGGUUAUGAGUAGAGCAGUUCAUCACCUGGUCUUAUCUUUGUUUCACAGUGACAGCACUCUGUUGAUGGCCGACAGUUUCCAAAUCCUCAAACAGCUAAAAAAUCUGCUUCAUCUGUCUCUGAGCCGCUGCUACCACAUCCACCUCGCCGCUCUCACGUAAGUCUCCCUGAAGUCUGAGAUCCUCUCUUGAUUUUCUCUUCAUUUAACUUUUUCUCUUUUAAAUGUUGCCCUUAAAAAUGUUUCUCCCCAUUCUCCGAUUUCACUGACAAUUUCACGCCCUGCCUGUUUUAUUUGCAGAACUCAGGCUUUUAUUUUGAAAAGCUGUCACUCACAGUUAAAGCCUUUUUUUGCAGGGAUCUGGGGCAAAUGUUCCCCUUGCUGACCUUUCUGGAAGUUUUUGGUCUCACCCAUGACUCUCAGCUCACCUCUCUGAAGAAGGAGCUCCCUCGAAUCAGCAUUAACUCACGCCCUUUCUCCAGCAUCGCCCGGCCCACGCCCUCCUGCAGACCCGCUGGCGUUUUCAGCGACCGCACCAUGUGGGACAGAAAGUGUCGUCUGAGGGUCAAACUGUAAACCGUGGGGUUCGGUUUCAGUGUUUGCUGCUGCUACAGUUGAUGCUUUUAGAGCUGGUGGGAAUAAAUGGUUUUAGAAACACCAGCUUUUAGAGAAUUGUUGGAUUUGGGAUGUUGAAUCCAGUUUUGUUGAAUGUUUUAUUACGAAGUUUAAGUGAAUUUUUGGAUCUGUUUUGGGGUCUAAUAAUGUCUUAAUUUAAGAUAUCUUGUGAUGAAAAUGUGGUUUUAAAGGCUCAAGUGAAUGUUGACAUCUUUAAGAUGUCCGUGAAUAAUUGGAGCAGCAGAUGUUUUAGACAUUUUAACUACCAUUCAUAAUUUCAGCAGUAGUAAUAAUGAAAGAACAUCUGAUUUUUAAUCAGUGAGGAAGUCCAAACGAAGAACAAAUCCAUUCAAUGCAGCUUUAAAAAUCCCUCUUGAACCACUCUGUUACAGAAAAGAUAUUACCUUCAUAAAUGACUGAACCAGGAUAUCAUUCAUGUCAACAUGAGGUUAAUUAUGACCUCAAUAUGUCAGUGUUUGUUGAGCUGUACGCUCGGUGCUUUCUUACAAUGUCAAUCUAGUGUCAAACAGGCUGAAGUUUAACUGUUUUGAAUUGUCAGUUGUUCAUUUUUCAGUAAAAAAGAAGCGACUCUUUAAACCUCUUGUGUGUGAGUUUGUUUCCACAACUGGACUUUCAUGCUGGAUUUUUAAACCUGGACUUUUUCUUUUACAUAUUGAGUAUUAGAGCUGUGACAACAUCAGAGUACAGAUUAUUAUGAACAUAAAAUACCAUAAUUAACUAUAUUAUUGUGUUAUUUCUGAAAAGGUUAAA